AUGGAGCAAGACACAGCACCAUUAAGGUCUAGUUCGCUAGAUAAAGAUGCAAGAACAGAGGAUACACUGCAAUACAGCUAUGGACCUGGCCUCGACUCUGGUGCCCUCGACGAGAGGUAUCCAAACCGCCCACACAACCACUCUGUCACCCUGCCCUUCUCCGCGUUGUUUCAUAACCUCCUUAACCCCCUCGCGGAGAUCAAGGCGCAGCCCGCCUCUCGAGGACCGCCACGUGCCAAGCAAGGCCAUGGCCGUGGCUCCUCUCGAAUUUCCCCCCACGAGCAGCGUCGAGGUGUUAUCAUGCGCUUCAUGUCCCGCUGGCGGUCGGAGGUCGGAGAUGAUUUCUAUCCUGUCCUGCGCCUCAUAUUACCAGACAAAGACCGUGACCGCAGUGUAUAUGGUCUGAAGGAGAAUACGAUUGGAAAGCUGCUUGUGAAGCUCAUGAAGAUCGAUAAGAACUCCGAAGACGGAUACAACCUCCUACACUGGAAGCUGCCAGUUUGUGCUGCGGCUAGCAGCUUGGCUGGAGAUUUUGCAGGGCGCUGCUAUGAGGUCCUGGCGAAGCGGCCGCUGCGAACCGAAGUUAGUGAUUUGCGGAUUGGCCAGGUGAAUGUCCUGCUAGACAAGCUUGCCGACUGCAGCGGCGAGAUUGAACAGCUGUCAAUCUUUGAGGUAUUCUAUCAGCAUAUGAAUCCAGAGGAGCUGGCCUGGCUCAUCCGCAUCAUCUUAAAGCAGAUGAGGAUCGGUGCCAGCGAACGGACAAUUCUCAAUCUCUGGCAUCCAGAUGGCGAGGCUCUCUUUAACGUCUCUUCCAGCCUCCGACGCGUGUGCUGGGAGCUUUGCGACCUGCAGGUGCGCUUGGAACAGGACGAGGCUGGUGUGGCUCUCAUGCAAUGUUUCCAGCCACAGCUGGCCCAGUUCCAGAUGCCGGCUUCCUUCCAGAAGAUGGUCGAAAAGCUAGGGUCAACCGAGGAUGACCGGGAGUUCUGGAUCGAGGAAAAGCUUGACGGCGAACGCAUGCAGGUGCACAUGAUGGAGGAUCAUACGUUGCCUGGUGGAAGACGCUUCUGUUUUUGGUCUCGAAAGGCCAAAGAUUACACUGACCUCUACGGACACGGCUUCGGGGACAAGAAGGCGGCCCUUACACAGCACUUGCGCCUGGCUUUUACCGAAGGGGUUCGUAAUCUGAUUCUGGAUGGAGAGAUGAUCACAUGGGACCCAAAAUUGGACAAAAUGGUGGCCUUUGGUACUCUCAAAACUGCGGCUCUCGGAGCACAGAACAAUCCGCACGACUUGAUGGCCCCAAGGCCGUUGUUCCGCGUCUUUGAUAUCCUGUAUCUCAACGAUCAACUGCUGACCCGCUAUACCCUACGGGAUCGGCACCGGGCUCUGGAGAAGGCGGUCAUUGGCGUUCCGCGGCGCUUGGAAGUUCACUCACACCUGGCUACAACAGAUCCAGGCACGGUUCAGCCCAUGCUCCGGCAGAUUGUGGCCGACUCUUCGGAGGGGCUUGUAUUGAAAAAUCCGCGGUCGAUGUACCGGCUCAAUAGUCGCAACGACGACUGGAUCAAGGUCAAGCCGGAGUAUAUGACUGAAUUCGGGGAGUCCCUCGACUGUGUCGUGAUUGGGGGCUUCUUUGGUUCGGGGCGCAGAGGGGGGAUGCUAUCUAGCUUCCUGUGCGGACUGCGCGUAAGCCAAAAUCAGAUAGACUCUGGCGCGAAUCCGGAAAAAUGCCUGAGCUUCUUCAAAGUAGGCGGUGGGUUCAAAGCUGAAGAUUACGCAGAGAUUCGGCACCUGACCGAAGGUAAAUGGAUCGAGUGGGACAGUUCCAACCCGCCACGCGAUUAUAUCGAGCUCGCCGGCGACGAGGCUGGCCAGGCCGAAAAGCCAGAUGUUUGGAUCAGGCCCAGAGACUCCGUGGUGCUAUCUGUGAAGGCAUCCAGCGUCUCGCCGUCAGACACCUUUGCCGUGAGGGAGACGUUGCGAUUCCCUCGUUUCCGCCGGCUACGCCUCGACCGGGCCUGGGACACAGCUCUUGACACAGACCAGUUUCGGCUGCUGCGGGCUCACGCAGAUGAAGUGACAAAGGAGAGGAAGGAAAUGGAGAUCGAGAACCGACGGCAGCGGCGACCAAGCAAGAAAAGCAGGCUCGACUUGGUCGUGGCAGGACAGAGCCGGCAGCAGGGCCAGGAUGCCGAAGCCACAAAAGCGUCUAAGCCUGCCGCGGCAUCCACCAGCAACACGUUUUCUGGCAUGGAGUUCUGUGUUCUCUCGGAAGCGGCCAGGCCACUGAAGAAGAGCAAGGCCCAGAUAGAAGCGCUAAUCAAAGACCACGGAGGCCGCCUAUGCCAACAACCGAAUGCAGCAUCGGGAAUGAUCAUCGUGGCGGAUAAAAAGGUCGUCAAGGUGGCGUCUCUCAUCCGGGCAGGUGACGUGGUUAUCGUGAAGCCGCAGUGGCUUUUUGACUGUCUGUCUCAGAGCGGAGGGGGGUUUCUGCUACCUUUUGAGACAAGCCACCUCUUCCAUGCCACUAAAGCUGCAGAAAUGAAAGCCAAACGGCAGACGGAUGCAUUUGGCGAUAGUUUUGCCCGAGAUAUCGGAGUCGACGAACUGAGGGGCAUCUUGGAUGGAAUGCAUGUCAGUAGCAACGAUGCCGACGCAUUGUUAAAGAAAGACGUGUUCCUUGACCAGCUCGAAGAACAUGGCCACGAUUUGGGACAACUGAAAGGACUCACAUUUAGGUGUUGCUCUGUAUAUUUUGCAACUACGGGUGCAGCGCCGGCAAUAAACCUGCUGCAGCUAAAGAAUUACGUGCUCUUUGGUGGAGGCAGAGUGGCAAACAGCUUGGAGGAUGCAGCCUUGACGCAUAUCAUUGUUCUCUGCCGCGAUGGCAAUGAUGUGGAUGAAGAUGGUGGCGCCGAUGGAGGCGAGUUGGCAGCAGAGAUUAGACGUCUGAUGAGCUCGAGGACGAGACAACCACGGAUCGUGAGUACAGCAUGGGUCGAAGCGUCGUGGAAAGAAGGUACGCGGCUCGACGAGGAGCGAUUUGUUCAUGGAUGA
This is a messenger RNA of Grosmannia clavigera kw1407, 3060 nucleotides long. RefSeq names its product DNA replication and repair protein. Gene Ontology annotation, cellular component: DNA ligase IV complex. NCBI's taxonomy places the organism in Eukaryota, Fungi, Ascomycota, Sordariomycetes, Ophiostomatales, Ophiostomataceae. The transcript has 2 exons. The coding region runs from base 1 to 3060 and encodes 1019 amino acids. Gene Ontology annotation, biological process: double-strand break repair via nonhomologous end joining; DNA recombination; DNA biosynthetic process. The record is from RefSeq and is a predicted model, not a curated record. Gene Ontology annotation, molecular function: ATP binding; DNA ligase (ATP) activity; DNA binding.